UUAAUUUAAUGGGCGAGUUGUAUGAUGCACCACGGUUUCACUUUACAAUGGGUGACUAACACACAGUAGAUACGAACUAUUACAUAAAACUCGAUAAACAAGUCAAUUAACUCUGGCUUCAUUACACAGAAGUUCAUACAUAUAUCUGACAAUAGUUUUGCCCUGAUACCUUACUAAAAGCGUAUAGCAUUAUUAUUGUCCAGUUGUUGAAUUUGUGGAGUUAAAGUCAAACCGUGAAUUGUUUACGCAUGUACAUGCGCUAUGUACAUGUGCAAUUUAUUUUUUUAAAGGGGUGGACGAUGAAAACAUUUUAUAUUUCGUAUUAAGUUCACCACUGAAAUUGAAUAAUUAAUAAUUUUCUUGCUGUAUUAAGGCCUUCAGGGUAGUGAAAUUCGCUGGUCAAGUUCAAGUUUUGGGAAAAAAUGUGUGACGAAUGUUAUUGCUGUGGACCUUCAUGGGUCGGAACUGUUAAUACUAUUGCUGCAUUUGACUUGUUCACAGCUGCAAUUCAUGUCGUUGGCGAGACGGCGUCAAUCGGAGUGUCAAUCGGUUUAUUGAUGCCAUUUGAUAGUACCAAAGAAAUGAGAAAUAAUUGUUCCGAGAUAGCCACUAAUAAUUCAGACCCAAAAAGCUGUCCCUGGCUCUACAACUACUCCGGCCUAAACAAUUACUACGUCCAUUUGGAUUUUGAUACAUUCGUCGUCACCCUGCUAAUAUUAAUCGUCUUUGGAGGUUUUAUAGUGGAAGGUUACUUGUUCUCGACGCUACGCAGAGGAAGCACCGAGAAAAUUCACAAAGAAUGCAAAAAGUGGUUGUACUAUCGAUUACUUAUUUUAACAUUUGUUACGGCUGGAUCGUUUCUGAAAUAUUGGCUGCAAGUAUAUUACCCUCCAAUUGACGGAUUACUUGAUUGCUUCAAAAUCUACAGGAUUUUUUCGCUAAUAAUUGUGUACAAAUUUAUGAACGAAUUGGCUUACACUGUGGGGGUGAUUUACAUUAAGCCCCCCAAGCGAGCAAAGAGAGGUUCAUUAUAAAAUUAUUCAGCGGCUCUACCAAAUAUCAAGACCUAACAAACAAAAUUCAAAAUUACCCUUAUGAUAUGAAAU
Molecule: messenger RNA, 1106 nt
Organism: Folsomia candida
Lineage: Eukaryota; Metazoa; Arthropoda; Collembola; Entomobryomorpha; Isotomidae
Exons: 4
Coding region: 423-1034 (203 amino acids)
Source: RefSeq, a predicted model, not a curated record